Molecule: messenger RNA, 1967 nt
Organism: Ictalurus furcatus (blue catfish)
Lineage: Eukaryota; Metazoa; Chordata; Actinopteri; Siluriformes; Ictaluridae
Gene: c2h8orf82
Product: chromosome 2 C8orf82 homolog
Exons: 3
Coding region: 99-740 (213 amino acids)
Source: RefSeq, a predicted model, not a curated record
UUUAAAAAACAUUCCCCAAUUUUGUUAUUUUGUCGCGUCUAUGUCGCAUGCGUAGAGAGCCGGUUAUAAUUAUCAAAACUAAGCUUUAAACCACGGGUAUGAUUAUAACCCGGGUAUGUGUUUGGAGAAGCACGAUGCGGGACAAGACACCGGCCGUGUUUUGGAGAGGACAUGGCACGUACACACAGGGUCAGAGUCCUGAGCCGCGUAUUCGUGAAUACUUCUACUAUCUUGAUCAUCAAGGCCAGCUUUUCCUGGAUGAUACCAAGGUGAAGAAUUUUGUCACCUGUUUUAAAGAUCAGCAGUUUCUGGUUUUCUUUUUUAAGCAUUUGAAAAUCAAUCGAAGCGACCGCUACCAGCAGCACUUCCCCUUCCUUUCGUUGUGUGGACGUGAGAGGAACUUCCUACGUUGUGAUGAUCAGCCAAUCGUAUUUACUCAUUUGUUGUCUGAGACGGGGCAAGGGGCACAUCUGUCCUAUUGUGGAGGUGGGACUAAACUGACCUUUCCUUUCCAACCUCAUUCCUUGUUCAUGCAUCCAGACAGUGGCAGAGUGUACCAUCCUGCUCCUGAGCUCACAGGGGGUGUUGGAUUGGUACGUUCUGCACUGGCCAUUGAGUUCAGCUCUCACUUUCACUACUCUUCAGGUCAAGACAGUUCUGCCCAACCUACUCAUUUCCUGUGGGCUGGGCAGCAUUAUAAACUGACUAAUGAGCUUUUAAGGCAUUUCGCAGUGAAAUAGAAAGCAUUGUCUCAUUUAUUUGCUAUAACUCCCAAUACUUAUUACGAAAUACGCUUAAGAAACCAUCAUAUCACCAUUUUUGCCAGAAUGCUUACUGUAAAUAAAACUCUUAAGACAUGUGUUAUGAAUAUGUAUAUAUGUAUGCACAUAUUUGAUCAUUAAAAGGUUUUGAUCAUAGGUUUUUCAAUGUAUCAUUUAUAUCAUGUACAGUGUAAGAAACCCUUUACAUUUCUCAGGCUUUAUUUGCACCAAAGAAUGUUAAAGGAUAGAGUAUUAUUUUAUUUUGUAUAGUAAAACAAACUAAAUUGCAUUAGUUGAAGAAACAAGGUGUUUUAAACAUAAGCUACUUGGUUACACUUUCAAUAACAGAUUUAGGAUGAAUUCAGACAUUUAAUUAUACUAUAAAAAAUAUAGGUCUAUACGAAAUAAAUACAUAAAAGCACACGGUAUAUUCCUUAUACAUGAUCAUAACACUCGUAUGUGCUUGUUGAACCCUUUGCUGUUAUAAUAACCUCCAUUCUUCAGGGAAAGCUUUCCACUGUGGCCAUUUGUGUUGUCAUAAGAGUGACAUUAGUGCGGUCAGGCAUGUCACCAUAUGUCCUCAUACUUUUGGCCAUCCAUCCAUGUUCUAUACUGCUUAUCCUACACAAGGCGGGGGACACCCUGGACAAGGUGUCAACACAUCACAGGGCACAAUUGUGCACACAUUCACACACUAAGGACAAUUCGGAAAUGCCAAUCAGCCUACAACGCAUGUCCUUGGACUGGGGGAGGAGCAUGGGGAUGACAUGCAAGCACCGCGCACACAGGGCGGAGGUGGGAAUUGCUGUAGAGUGAAGAUGGAGAAGAAGAAGAAGCACACUCUAGAUGUACUGAUCUCAAGGCUUAGUUGAAAAUGGAUCCCUAUCCCCCAUAUAGCAGAUUUUAUGGAGAAAAUAAAAGAACUAGUCCAUGCAUGCAAAAAGUUGUACCUUAAAUAUUAAUGGUUACUGUGCCUCAGCUUCUCUUAGUGUAGGCACCCUAUCUAGUGCACUGUGUGUCAAACUGGGCAAAAAAAUGUUCCUAGGGAAAGGAACUAGGGGGACUAGGGCGACAGGCUUUUAAUAUUGCGUACUACUGUAGUGCAUUAACCAUUUUAGCACAAAGGAGCAGUCUAGAAAAUUCCACAGAAACCCCAACGUUUGCAGUUUCAUUAGAUAGAAUAAACCUUAAAACCCAAACUCUGUG